Sitodiplosis mosellana (orange wheat blossom midge) is the source of this 970-nucleotide messenger RNA. RefSeq lists its product as uncharacterized. The transcript has 2 exons. Lineage: Eukaryota; Metazoa; Arthropoda; Insecta; Diptera; Cecidomyiidae. The annotation marks the transcript as partial. Gene Ontology annotation, molecular function: nucleic acid binding. The record is from RefSeq and is a predicted model, not a curated record.
AUGGGAGCCGACGAACGUGUAGCAUCGUGGUUUGCACGUGUGAAGAGGUUAUCACUCGAUUGCAAAUUCGUCGCUGGUGAUUUGGAACGUAUCGUUUUGGACAAAUUUGUCGUUGAAUUGCCAAGCAAAAUAUUCGAAAAACUUUGCGAAGAAGACGAAACGCUGACGUUGCAAACUGCAUUGAAAAAGGCGAUGAUGAAAGAAACAAAAAUUCAACAAUCGCAGCCGUUGAUCGCAAUUUUUGGCGAAAAUAAAGGCAUUCCUUUAAUGGCCGCUGCUCGUAUGCAGAGAUGGGCGUUUCUUUUGUCUGGUUUCAAUUAUUCUAUUCAGUACAUUAAAGGUUCUUUGAAUACGGCUGAUAGUUUAUCACGUAUUGCACAAGUUUCUACAGCGGAAGAAACCAAGGAGAGUUCAUACAUAAAUUAUGUAGGUUCAAACAUCAUGAAAACAUUAACGUACAAAGAUAUAGCCACACACACUCGACGAGAUCUCAUUUUAUCAAAGGUUCACGAUUGUAUUCAACACGGAACUGUCGAUCAGCUUCAAGGCAGUGAAUAUACAUCAUUUCGAAACAAAGCAACUGAAUCAUCUGUUGAAUCAGGUUGCAUUCUUUGGGGCUAUCGCACCGUCAUUCCAAAUGCUCUGCGUAAGAUCAUUUUGCAAGACCUUCACGCAUCGCACAUGGGAAUUGUAAAAACGAAAGCGUUAGCUCGUUCAUAUGUUUAUUGGCCGCAUAUUGACAAAGAAAUUGAAAAUUUGAUAAAAGGUUGUGUUUAUUGUCAAAAGACUCAAGCAAGUCCUGAGAAAAGUACUCUCAUGCCGUGGACACCCACUGAUUCAGCUUGGAAACGUGUUCACAUUGACUUUGCAGGUCCCGUUCGAGGCUAUUAUUUGUUUCUUGCAAUCGAUUCAUAUUCCAAGUGGGUUGAAGUUUUCAAAACCAAGGAUAUGACGUCUGCAUUUGUCAUUC